This is a messenger RNA of Nannizzia gypsea CBS 118893, 1080 nucleotides long. RefSeq lists its product as hypothetical. The transcript is spliced from 2 exons. The record is from RefSeq and is a predicted model, not a curated record. The coding region runs from base 1 to 1080 and encodes 359 amino acids. Lineage: Eukaryota; Fungi; Ascomycota; Eurotiomycetes; Onygenales; Arthrodermataceae.
AUGGCUAAGCAUCUCUCACAUCAAAUCACUUUUCCCCCAUCUCUUAAGCCUAACCCAGGCCAGCUCAACAGAUGUAUCACCAGAGUCUCGUCGCAAGCAGGCUCUCUAGCUCAAAUAGCGCAAAGAUCCUCUCGCCGGAACCAUGAGCCGUUUUCACAUAACCGCUCGCUAGCGCAACUGUCUCCCAUACAGCCUGAUGGCCCGUGGCUCACAGCUCUCUCCUCUACGCAUUUCUCGCAUUCGAAUCUGGCCGCCCAAUAUGGCGAACCACGCAGGAAUGGGGAUCAUAAACCACCAGACGAAAGAAUAGUUAGGCUAGGAAAGACUCUUCGCAUACUUUCGAAACAAUUACCUACCAUCCUCGUUAACGCACUACCGCAAGAGAUCCUUUCGCCAAGUAUAUCACUCCAUUUGUUUCCAUCUACGCAUCCACAUCUUCCUACCGUUAAAGGAAGGGUUCCCUAUCGUGCUGCCUUAUGGACUGCGCCCGUGGCAUGGGGCAGCGUUCCUAUCAUUGGGAACGUCAAUCUACGAAUAGUAAGCGAGCGGGUAGUCCCAACAGGUGUUGCUAAUGAAAAUGGACUGAAUGACAGUCCUGGUGGUGAAAAACUUGUCGUUCGUUGGGUGACUGAGGGUGCAGACCGCCCAGCAUCCAAGGUCGGGCGUGGCUCAGAGGUAGACGAUUAUAUCACUCCAGAGCGAGUGCACCGCGGACAGGAAUCAAACAAGGAUAGCCGUCUAGCCUCCUCGUCAGCCUCAAAUGGGACAAAUAGGGGACUCAGUGUGUUGUUGGGUGGAGAAAUGCCUAUCUUCAAGCUUGGAAAAGAAGAGCAGUUUACUGGGCUGUUUAUUUUCACAUUUGACGAAGAAGGCCGAAUUGCUACGCAUACAAUUGAGCAUGCCGAUGAAGGCAAUGGGUUGGACCGAACAGCUAAGGUGGUGACUCUAGCAGAUUGGCUCCUUGGAAAGGCAAAAGGAAGCGCAUCUAGUCAGAUUGUGCCUCCUCAGCCUGCCUUCGCAGCGGGCAAAGCUAGAGAAACCUCUCGGCCACGGUACCGCUUCGGCCCCUUCGAAAUAUGA